Messenger RNA from Tripterygium wilfordii, 2134 nucleotides. RefSeq names its product isocitrate lyase-like. The record is from RefSeq and is a predicted model, not a curated record. Lineage: Eukaryota; Viridiplantae; Streptophyta; Magnoliopsida; Celastrales; Celastraceae. Gene Ontology annotation, molecular function: isocitrate lyase activity. Gene Ontology annotation, cellular component: glyoxysome. The transcript is spliced from 3 exons. Gene Ontology annotation, biological process: carboxylic acid metabolic process. Bases 257 to 1942 code for a protein of 561 amino acids.
UCUUAUAACCGUUUUGUAUUGUCACUGCCACAACCAUAUCCCCCAUGAUGAAUGGAAGAAUCCAGCUUUUUCAUAUAAUUGCAACUGCGGUCCGAAUACUUUUUUCCAGCUGUCACCCUUGCCACCCUGUUUGGUUUGGUUAUAAAUUGAGGAACUUCGGAGGAGACUCAAUGUGAACUUCUCUGUACGUUUUUUUAUGCAUUAAAAAAACAGAGUUCUUGCCGUGGCUGCAUCUUUCUCAGCGCCUUCAGUGGUAAUGGAAGAAGGGAGGUUUGAGGCUGAAGUUGCAGAGGUGCAAGCAUGGUGGAACUCUGGGAGGUUCAAGCUAACCCACCGACUGUAUUCAGCAAGAGAUGUUGUUGCUUUGAGGGGAAACCUUAAACAGAGCUAUGCCUCUAAUGAAUUGGCUAAGAAACUCUGGAGAACUCUCAAGACUCACCAAGCCAACGGCACGGCUUCGAGGACUUUUGGUGCACUUGAUCCAGUCCAGGUGACUAUGAUGGCUAAACAUUUGGACACAAUUUAUGUCUCUGGAUGGCAGUGCUCAUCCACACACACCUCCACAAAUGAACCAGGUCCAGACCUUGCUGAUUACCCCUAUGACACCGUCCCGAACAAGGUCGAACAGCUCUUUUUCGCGCAACAAUACCAUGACAGGAAACAAAGAGAGGCGAGAAUGAGCAUGAGCCGCGAAGAGAGGGCCAGGACUUCCUAUAUUGAUUACUUGAAACCAAUAAUUGCUGAUGGGGAUACUGGCUUUGGAGGCACUACAGCAACUGUCAAGCUAUGCAAGCUCUUCGUGGAGCGGGGCGCUGCUGGUGUUCACAUUGAGGACCAGUCUUCUGUGACCAAAAAAUGCGGUCACAUGGCCGGGAAAGUACUUGUUGCUGUUAGUGAGCACAUUAAUAGGCUUGUAGCCGCAAGGUUACAGUUUGAUGUGAUGGGAACUGAAACAGUUUUGGUGGCUAGGACCGAUGCGGUCGGGGCUACUUUGAUCCAAUCCAAUGUGGAUUAUAGAGACCAUCAGUUUAUCUUGGGUGCUACAAAUCCAAACCUUAGAGGGAAACACUUGGCUUCUCUUUUAGCAGAAGCAAUGGCUGCUGGUAAAACAGGAUCUGAACUUCAAGCAAUUGAGGACAAUUGGCUUGCAGCGGCGCAACUCAAAACAUUCCCCGAAUGUGUUGUGGAUGCAAUUAAGAAUAUGAAUGCUCCAGAGGAUGAGAAGAGGAGGAGAAUGAAUGAGUGGAUGAAUCAUUCAAGCUUUGACAAGUGUUUGUCCAAUGAGCAAGGAAGAGAGAUUGCUGAAAGAUUGGGGCUUAAGAAUCUGUUCUGGGACUGGGACUUGCCUAGAACCAGAGAAGGGUUUUACAGGUUCAAAGGGUCUGUAAUGGCUGCAGUCGUUCGCGGCCGUGCUUUUGCUCCUCAUGCUGACCUUAUCUGGAUGGAAACUGCAAGCCCAGACAUGGUUGAGUGCACCAAGUUUGCUGAAGGAAUGAAAUCGGCGCACCCUGAAACCAUGUUGGCCUACAAUCUCUCACCAUCAUUCAAUUGGGAUGCUUCAGGAAUGACUGAUGAACAAAUGAGGGAGUUCAUUCCUAGGAUUGCUAAGUUGGGAUACUGUUGGCAGUUCAUAACUCUUGCAGGUUUCCAUGCUGAUGCACUAAUCGUCGACACUUUUGCGAAAGACUAUUCCAAGAGGGGAAUGCUGGCUUAUGUUGAGAAGAUCCAGAGAGAAGAAAGGAACCAUGGUGUUGACACACUUGCUCAUCAAAAAUGGUCCGGCGCAAACUAUUAUGAUCGGUAUCUCAAGACUGUUCAGGGAGGCAUAUCUUCCACUGCUGCUAUGGGAAAAGGUGUGACUGAGGAGCAAUUCAAGGAGAGGCCAGGAGACACCCAACUGGGUAAUGAAGGCAACAUGGUUGUUGCCAAAGCAAGAAUGUAGAAGCCCUAUUUUGAGUGUUAAUAAAGUGUGGCAAUAACUUAAUACGUGAUUAUAGGCAAUUUACUACUUGUGUUUUUGCAUCUACGAAGCCUUGCUACCAAUUGGAGCUUGUGUAUGCUUUAUGUAAUUCCAUUCUGUGUCUUGAAGAACUAUCAUGAGCUUUUGUUAAGAUACUUCUGCUGGAUUCUUCUA